AUGUUUAUUCAUAUACCAGCGAAAGACUUGUACGUUAGCGAACCUGAUCCUCGCUAUUUUGGGAACCCCAAAAACGAUGAUCCCAAGGUUAAUUGGUUAAAGAGUAGAUUCCACUUUAGUUUUGCAGAAUACCGUGAUCCUUAGAAUUAAUAAUUCGGUGUAUUGAGAGUAAUGAAUGAUGACUUAGUCUAACCUAACAGAGGAUUUGGAGAGCAUCCUCAUUCAAACAUGGAAAUUGUUAGCUACAUUGUUUAAGGAGAACUAACACAUGGGGAUUCAAAAGGAAAUAAGGAAUCACUCGGAAGAGGCUCAGCAUAAUAUAUGAGUGCAGGCUCAGGAGUAUACCACUCUGAAUUCAAUUUAUCAAAAAAUGAAGUUUGCAGAUUCAUAUAAAUUUGGAUUAUGCCAAGACAAACUCAUACAAAAGUUUAAUACAAGAGUUAUAGAGGCUAGGAUGGCUAAGCUGAUAAUAAGUGGUUCCAUUUAGUAGGAGAUUUGUAAUAAAAUUCUUAAGCUCCUGCUAAAAUUAAUCAAGAUGCUAAUAUCUGGACAAACGAAUUUACAACAGAAUAAAGAUUUGAAAUCAAGGAAGGCAGGUAAGCUUACCUUCUAUGUGUUGAAGGUUCUUUUGAAUUGAAUGUUGAUGUAUGUUUACCUUUGCAAGAUGUCAAAAGCUAAUUAGUAAAUUAGCAUGAUGGAGUGAAGGUAUUCAAAAGCAUCAUUCUCAAACCAAAAGGCAAAGCUCAUGUCUUAUUGAUUGAGAUGAAUAAGUGA
Molecule: messenger RNA, 774 nt
Organism: Paramecium tetraurelia
Lineage: Eukaryota; Ciliophora; Oligohymenophorea; Peniculida; Parameciidae
Exons: 3
Source: RefSeq, a predicted model, not a curated record